Molecule: messenger RNA, 459 nt
Organism: Mytilus trossulus (common blue mussel)
Lineage: Eukaryota; Metazoa; Mollusca; Bivalvia; Mytilida; Mytilidae
Product: potassium channel toxin alpha-KTx 27.1-like
Exons: 3
Coding region: 116-394 (92 amino acids)
Source: RefSeq, a predicted model, not a curated record
GCCUUUACAGUCAGAGAUCAUUUGACCACUAACCAGUGAACGUAUUAUAUAUAAACCUUGAGAUCUUUCUUCACUUGUCAAAUAAAUUAUCAAACCGUAUCAGUGAUCGAAAACAAUGAAGUUUCUGUUUCUAACUAUUGUCGCCGCUUGUUACAUAGCUUACUCUAUCAGUGAGAAAUGUCAAGGAACAGAUACUGGCCCUUGUAUACACACAAUUUGUGACAAUACAACCGCUGUCCAGUGUGUAAACGGAUUGUGUUCAUGUGAACCAACGCUGAACUUGAAAUGCGUGACGAUGCAAGAUUGUUUGAAUCUGGGUGCUACAUGGAACUGUGCUAAAGAAAGACGUCACUGUAUCGAUAACAUGUGUACAUGUAUUAGACUUCCGGCAUAGGAUGAUCAGCCACAAUUGACUUUUUUUUAUUAUCAUACGAGUUGUAUUAAUAAAAACAAAGCCAC